Molecule: messenger RNA, 906 nt
Organism: Arabidopsis arenosa
Lineage: Eukaryota; Viridiplantae; Streptophyta; Magnoliopsida; Brassicales; Brassicaceae
Source: the annotation of a GenBank genome assembly
UCAUAUAUCGUGUAAAAUACCAAAACACACCUCACCUCUCUCUAUCUUUCGCUAGAUCGUUGCCAUGUUUUCUAGAGAAGGUGCUUCAAAAAACCGCACAGACCCCGAAGAUAAACCAAUCCAAAGGUGCCACCAACUUCUAAAGAUGCGUGACUUUAAGAGUGCUCGAUAUAUCAUUCAAAUGAAUAAGCUAGUAAGCAAUAAACGUGACGCUGAGUUUGAGAAAGCCCUAGUCAUUUGUGACAUCCUUAUCGCUGCAGAGAACCGGCUUCCCCACGGGUUGUUGGAUUGUUACGGCAUGAUCCGGAUGACCGGACCUGGACCUGUGUUAUUUGAGAACAUGGAGAAGAUAAUGAAUCUUUUGGAAUGGGGAGACACUACUAACCCUUUCCCAUUUAGACAUGAAGCUUCUGAAAAAGCCUUCUUUGCUUGGUCGCUCCUGUCCAAUCCAACCAUUAAGGAGUGCGGCACCCAAAGCGGUGAUGGAUUAGGUGGUGAGAAAAGAAAGCGAAAGACGCGUGAUUUGCCUGGAUCAGAGUACUUGAAAGAGUUUCCGACAGCGGAUGUGAAUCCCUUGCCGCUAUCGGAGAAACGACAGGCUCCGCACAAUCGGUUUCGAUGGAAUGACGCUUCCUUUGUCCCCAAGAAACAUAAUUUUGGUCCUGGAACUAACGAUAAGGUGGUAGUUAUUUCUGACGACGAUGAAGAGGAGUUUGACAUGAGCUUAUGCAGCGAACUGCGAAUAAUUAAUGGAAGGAGAGUGAAAAUUAUACCAUUGAAGAAGCAGCAAAAAUAAGUGCUACUGCUAGUUGCUCAAGAAGAAGACUAUGCUCAAGCGUUUAAGUGUCGUUCCUUUAGACCAUUAUCCUAAAAUUUUCUUUUUCAUAAUAAAACUGAGGUUGUAAU